AUGAAUAUAUUGAAAAUGCAGAACCGCUCUCUCAUCAUUUCCAGCAAGCAGUGCCAAUACCAGUCGCCCGUGUUCCAGAGGAAUGCCUCCGACCCGGAAGAAUUUGAUUUUGAUGCUGGACAAACAUGGAUUUACCCCACCAACCUCCCUGUUCGAGAUUACCAAUUUUCCAUUGUGAAGGAAGCCCUGUUUAAGAACACUUUGGUCGUCCUUCCAACAGGUCUGGGGAAAACGUUCAUUGCUGCUGUGGUUAUGUUCAAUAUUUACCGUUGGUACCCCAAGGGGAAAAUUGUCUUCAUGGCACCCACAAGGCCUCUGGUUGCCCAACAAAUUGAGGCAUGCUUCAAAGUGACUGGAAUACCACAAGAAGAUACAACACAAAUGACAGGAACUAAUGUGUCAGAGCAGAGAAAGCUGAUGUGGCAGAAGAAACGAGUCUUCUUUCUGACUCCACAAGUUCUGGCCAAUGAUUUGGUUCGAAAUAUAUGCCCUGCAGCAAGCAUAAAAUGUGUUGUUGUAGAUGAAGCUCACAAAGCUUUAGGAAACCAUUCCUACUGUCAGGUGAUUCGAGAGUUAUGUUCAUUCACUACCAAUUUUCGAGUGUUGGCACUGACUGCAACUCCAGGAAGUGAAACUCAGUCAGUGAAACAAGUUCUUGCAAACCUCCUAAUUUCGCACGUUGAAAUGCGAACAGAAGACAGUGAGGACGUGAAGCAGUAUUCCCACAUCCGAGAUACGGAGAAAAUAAUUGUUCCCCUGGGAGAAGCACUGAGUAAUUUGAAAGGCAAAUUUCUUGAUAUCAUCCAUGGCUAUUUGAAGCGUUUACAGCGUAGAAAUGCGAUGGGUCCCAAGAAUCCAUCAUCCCUGUCGAAAUUCCAGAUGCUUAAGCUCCGAGAAGCUUUCAGCCAGCAACCACCUUCAGCCAUCUCUCGACAUGAAUAUGGUCUCAUUAUGGCAGAUUUCUCACUCUGCAUCAGCCUCUAUCAUGCUUUUGAGCUUCUCUUGCUCCAUGGGACUCGUUCCUUUUAUAACUUUUUAAUUGGAAUUGUAAAUGGGGAAAAAUCCAUACCUCAUGCUCGAUCCGAGCUAUCAAAGAAUUUUUGUUUUGAAGAAGUAAUGCAAGAAAUUAAAGAAAAGUACAUUGGUGACUCUGAAGGGACAUCACAUGUGAGUGCAUUGUUUUUAAGGUUACUUCCAAGUCAUCCAAAAUUAGUAAAAUUACAAGAAAUUGUGCUUGAACAUUUCAGAGUCCUCGAAGCAGAUAAUGUGCAGCAAACAAGGGUUAUGAUCUUUUCCCAGUACAGGGACAGUGUCCAGGAGAUAACAGAGCUACUGAGCAGGCAUGAGCCUGUGAUCAAAGUGAUGAGCUUUCUUGGACAGGCUGCAAAAGUUGGCUCUAGCACUGCUUUCACCCAGAAGCUGCAGCUACAGGUUAUUGAAAAGUUUCGUACAGGAGGCUACAAUACUCUAGUUGCUACCUGUGUGGGAGAAGAAGGUCUGGAUAUUGGAGAAGUGGAUCUGAUAGUGUGUUAUGAUUGUCCAAAAUCGCCCAUUCGACUAGUGCAGCGCAUGGGUCGCACAGGGAGGUUUAGGAAGGGACGAAUCAUUAUUCUGUUAUCAGAAGGCAAAGAAGAGCAGACAUACAAAACAUGUGAGUAUCAGAAGAAGAGCAUUAAUCAGGCCAUCAAGAAGGGGUUCUCAGGUGCCCAGCUGUAUCAAAACAACCCUUCUCUGGUUCCAAAUGGGGUGAAACCCGUCUGCGUGAAGAAGAAUGUGGAGAUUGAGGUGAAGAAGAUACCUACCAAGAAAAAACAAAACAAAGCAACUGCAUACCUGAAUGAAGAAGAAAAAACAGAGUAUGAUGCAUGCUUUAAGGUGCCUCAAAAUGAUCAACCACUACUGCCGUCAUCAGAAAUGGUCUCUUUAAAGCCCCAAAAACAGGUUUUACAGAGUGGUUCUUCUCUUCAUCAGCAAAAUAACUCGCAACUUUCAUUUUCUAAAUGGAUCCUAUGGCAAACAACUCCACAGAGGACUCAUUUCGUUUCACACUCAAGGCAGACGUCCACCCUUGUUGAAAUUAUGGAACUAAUUGAAACAAGUUCAGAAAAUAUUCCAAAGUUCGACUUGUCGCCCAAGAUGUUGGAUAAAUUGUAUCCCACAAGAAAAUGUGAAACAGGAGUAUACAAUGGUUCAAACUCGAAUAAUGUGCCUCUGUAUGACUAUGAAAACAUGUUACUUGAAGAAGACUCGGAUGUUAUUUGUCUAGGGUCUGAACAAAACUCUUUGCUUGAGCAAGAAGUCAUUCAAAGAACAUCUUUCUCUUUGAAUAGUGAGAAAUUCAGCCCCAAAGACAAUUUACUGAAAAGAUUAUUUGUGGACAUGAUUAACAGCACUGGCCAUGUAGAGAAAAAUAACCAAAUAUUGGAGAGUGAAGCACUUUCUGAAAGUCCAAAGUCAAAUGCUCCUAGUAGUUCUGAUGAUGAAAUAGCUCCCACUCCACCUAAAAAUAGUCAAAAGUUACAACGAAUCAUCAAAAGUGUCCCUAACUUUGACUGUAGGCAUCUUUUGAAGAGGUCGACAUCCGUAUCGGAAUGUUCUUCUAAAGAUGAAAAGCCUCAAAAAUCCGAAACUGAAGUUGGUCAUGGUUCUCUUCCUCAACUCCCUUCAGUCUUUGAAUGUAACAAUGAUGAAAAAUUUUCAAACAAUGAGCAGGAUAAGCUACCAGCAAUAAAAGAAGCAGAUCUGGGGGCAACACAAAAGUUAGAGUUUGAUAUCUCGUUUGACUUUUUCACCUCGCCUCUUCCUGCAGAGGCAGAUUGUCUUCAGGAGAACAUUUGUGAUAACACAAAAUCUGAAGUAUUUCCACAAACAUUUCAUAAAUCAGAAUUGCAGUGCCUUAAUGAGCCAAAUGUAAUGAGUCCAGAAAGUAAUGAUAAUACAACUAUUAGACCUGGUGUUGUUCAACAAGUAAGAAAAGAGGAAUCAUUGCGUGCUCUAUCCACAGAAGACAAUUCUCCAGAAGUUCCAAAUGCUUUUCCAGAGUCUGAUGCCGAAGAAUAUAAUUUGGACAAUUUACCUUCACAAAGCAUUUUGCAGUCUUCUACAAUAGGUAGUCCAGUCAAAAAUUGUUUCCCUAAAAGGAAUUUGUCUCGGGAAAAUAUUCUUGAUGACAGCUUAUUUAAAGUACCAGAGCCAAGAGCCUUUCUGGCCUCCUCAAGGGUUUGCAAGGAUUCUGUGUCGAGUGUAACUAAUAACAUUAAAGAAUUGGUGCCAGACAUUCCUUCUAGUUCUAAAAGAAGGUUCAUCGACAGCGAUGAUUCAGAUGAUGAUUUCCAGUUCGUGAAAAAGUUGAAAACAACCAGCUCAAAAAGUGAUGAUAGUCAUAGUGACAAGAAAGUCAAUUCAAAAAGUGCCAAAAGUAAAAAGAGGAAGAGGAAUAAGUUUCUUCUCACUCAGGCUGAUGUUUCGGAGCCAGACAGUUCUGAGGAAGAAUUCAGUGCAAAUGAAGACAUGUUAGAUGACAGUUUUAUAGAUGAUGGUACACUUUCCCAACAAAAUGAUACUGAUCAACAUGCUUUGUAUCUGAGGUCAAUAAAAGGUUUUGCUGGCUUGCCGCAAAAUUAUAAACUAAAAUUUCUUGAACCUCGAAAUGACAGUGGUGCUACAGAAACUAUUUAUGACGACUCCAACUAUGAGUUUGAUAGCUUUUGCGUUGGCGAUAAUGAUGUUGAAUAUCUUAGUUCUGAGAAUGACAAAACACCUGAAAGAAGAAAGACUGGUAUGAAAAGAUUUAAACGUAUUCGUACAAUGGACUCUAGCAGCUCAAAUGAUGAAACAUCUCCGAAGAAAAGUUUUAAACUUACCGGUGGUGAGGAACAGUGUUUUAAUGAUGAUAGUGUGACAAGUAAAAAUAUUUCAAACACAUUAAGAAGAUCAGCAAAAGGUGCAGAAAACCCUCAAGAAAAUUCUGUGAACAAAGCAAUGGAAAAAUGCAUUUACAGUGAAAAAUUUUCAUCAAAAUUAGCAAGGAAGGUGUUUCUGAAUAAAACUGCUGCGGUUGUCCCCAAUAAUACAGCGCCUCAGAAUGCAGCAGCUUCCAACAUGUUUCCUGAUUGUGAUAGGAGAAACAAAUUACAGGCAACAUCUUCUGAUUUUAAAAGUCUUCCUGAACAAGAUGAUAUUGAAAUAGUUUAUGAUUCCACAAAUAAUAAAAUUUCCAAACAUGAAGUUUCUCUAUUAUUUUCUUCUUUUCAAAAUGAAGACUGCCGAAAUAUUCAAAACAAUGUAACAUAUAAUGACAACCAUUCCAUUCCUCCAGAAUUUGCAGAUGAAGUAAUGUGUUUUGAUUUAGAAAAUUUAGAUGAGAAUUUAUCUGAAUUUGAAGGUAUUGAGAGUUUUGGCGCUGAAAAAAACAAUCAGGAAGAGCGAAAAUUUUCAAUGGAUAAGAUAAAUGUAAAUGAAGAUGUUCCCCAUAAAGAUUCAGAUGAAGUAAUGUGCUUUGAUUUGGAGAAUUUGUCUGAGUUUGAAGAUAUUGAGCACUUUGCCAUUGAGAAAAACAAACAAGGGAAAAGAGAAAUAUCAAAAAAUCAGAUCAACGUCAAAUCCAGCAAAAAAAAACUCUUCAGUGAAGAUGCUCGUCAUAAAGAUACUGAUGAAGUAAUGUGCUUUGAUUUAGAAAACUUUGAUGAGAAUAUAUUGGAUUUAAGAAAUAGUGAAAGUUUUGGUACUGAAAGAAAUCAACAAUUGGAAAAAGAAGCUCCUGUCAAAUUCACUGAAAAAGAGAAGUGUGGAGGUGUAGUUUAUAAACACGACAGUGAAGCAAACAAAAGAAACCCAAACUCUGCCCUUGAAAAUUGCAAUGAAGUUCCUUUUGACGAUGUGUGGAAUCAUCCAGCUAGUUUUUGCUUUGGAUUUGAUGAAGCUGCUGACAGUGCUGUGGCUUCGAAGAGUACCACUGAAAGUAAAAAUAAUCCCCGAAACAUUCCAAUUCUCGUUGAUUCUCGUGAACUCGCUUCCGGUAAACCAGUCAUUUCCCUCUUGAGGAAUAAAUUCGGAAUCAAUCCAGUGGUGAUGCACUUAACUUCCGCUGAUUACGUAAUCAGCAGCAGACUGGCCAUCGAAAGGGUUCUCGAUUCAGAAUUUUUGAAUCAGCAAAUGCCGCCAAGGAUCAUUGAGAAAAUUAAGAUCAUGCAAGAGAUGUACGAGAAAAUAACUGUCGUCAUCGAAAAAGAUAACCGCAAGCAGAGGUUGAGCUUCAGCAAGAAUGACACUAAAUACCUCAGCUUUUCUCUGAAUGUUUGUUGGCACGAGAACACAAACAUCUUGUGUUCCAUUUCACCUGAACACACCGCCCAGUUGCUGUUCAGCCUUGUCCAGAAAGAAAUGAAAAGGAAUCUCCACAUUAGCGUGCCGACUGUAAUAAACUCCCGUAAUCAAGACCUUUAUAACUUUUAUUCCAGUUUUCCUCUAGUCAGUCCCAUCUGUGCCUUCAACUUCAUGUACAAUUUUCCUGUUUUAAGAAUGUUUUUUGAGAGCUCUGCUCACGAAAUCAAGAAAGCUGGUUUGAUAUCAAGCAAAAGAGCUUUGAAAAUCUUUAAUUAUUUAAGGAGUGAGUACUUCCAUAUUGAUUCCUAAUUAUUGGUAUCAAAAAUGUGAAAUUCAAAUGAAACAAUCAAGAUAAUGCAUUAGAAAUGUGUCAAACACAAUACUUGUUUUUGAGUAAAUCGUUUUAGUUUGAGCAUUUGAUAACAGGAGAAAAUCUUGCCAAAUGCAAUAUUUAAGAACCAAAAACCUACUCUGCCAAAUUCUCAACAACAUUCAAACAUGACAAACCUUAGGGCAUUGGCCAUUUUUCAGUUUAGCAAAAUUUUCCAUUUUUUAUCUAAUGUCUCUCUGUUAAAACUGUA
Molecule: messenger RNA, 5906 nt
Organism: Uloborus diversus
Lineage: Eukaryota; Metazoa; Arthropoda; Arachnida; Araneae; Uloboridae
Product: Fanconi anemia group M protein-like
Exons: 14
Coding region: 1-5634 (1877 amino acids)
Biological process (GO): double-strand break repair via synthesis-dependent strand annealing; interstrand cross-link repair; replication fork reversal
Molecular function (GO): nuclease activity; four-way junction DNA binding; 3'-5' DNA helicase activity
Source: RefSeq, a predicted model, not a curated record